This is a messenger RNA of Nannizzia gypsea CBS 118893, 1521 nucleotides long. RefSeq lists its product as hypothetical. The transcript has 2 exons. NCBI's taxonomy places the organism in Eukaryota, Fungi, Ascomycota, Eurotiomycetes, Onygenales, Arthrodermataceae. The coding region runs from base 1 to 1521 and encodes 506 amino acids. Gene Ontology annotation, molecular function: LPPG:FO 2-phospho-L-lactate transferase activity. The record is from RefSeq and is a predicted model, not a curated record.
AUGGCUGCCUCUGCUAGCCCCAACCGCGGCAUUACGGUGUUCUCUGGCGGCAGCGCUGCAAAUAAUCUAGUUGAUGUUUUCAGCGCCCUCAGAGAAUCCAAAAAUUGUCCGUUAAGCUAUAUCAUUCCAAUUAGUGAUAACGGCGGCUCCUCGUCCGAGCUUAUAAGAUUCUUUGGUGGCCCAGGUAUUGGCGAUGUUAGAAGCCGGUUGGUACGUUUGAUUCCGGAUUCCCCGACUGAUCCGGAGCGGGCCGGUAUCAAAGCGCUUUUCAAUCAUCGGCUGUCUUCGAAUGCUAGCAAUGCUCAUGACGAGUGGUAUUCAAUUGUUGAGGGAAAUUCGUCACUGUGGCAAGCUAUCACUCCUGCAAAGAAAGAAUUAAUUCGGUCAUUUCUAAACUUGCUUAACCUUGAGAUCUUAAAGCGGGCGAGACCACCUGCGUCGACAUUCGACUUCACGUCAGCCAGUGUCGGUAACCUGUUCUUGACCGCAGCUAGAGUGUUUAGUGGGAGCUUUGAGAGUGCCAUUUACCUUCUUGCCAGUAUAUGUUCUGUUCCUAUCGACAGUGUCCGAGUUAUUCCUGCCAUUAACUCCAACUUCUCUCAUCACAUAUCUGCCUCGCUGGAGGAUGGAACUGUGAUAGUUGGCCAAAAUAGUAUCUCUCAUCCGAGUGAAGCUUCCUCUGUCCAAUCAACACCCUCUUCCAGACGUCCAAGCUUGAUGUUAGCCGAUGGAGAUGACCCCCAUCUCGAACCAGACGACCCGCUAUAUGAAGAAAGCCAUUUACCGGGGUCCCUUCCAACACUAAGGAACAAGAAUAUUCAGUUUAGCAAGUCGACUGUUGAUGAGCUCCCCAGCCGAAUAUCCCGUGUUUGGUAUAUCAAUCCUUACGGCCAAGAAAUCAGACCACCGGCGAAUCCUCGCGUUCUAGAGGCGCUGCGCUCAUCUCAGGCGAUAAUUUAUAGCAUCGGAUCCCUAUAUACAUCUCUCAUACCUUCGAUAGUUCUCAGAGGAGUAGGUCGAUCGAUAGCAUCAGGUCCUGCACGAUAUAAGAUCCUGAUUCUCAAUGGGUCCUUGGACCGCGAAACUGGCCCAUCAUCUCGGUCAUUAUCAGCUUCUGAAUUUGUUGAAGCUAUUGUACGCGCAGCAGAAGAAAGCUCUCUACAUAAACGCCAGAGCUCAGUGCUGAAAAGUUGUUGCACCUCCAAGUCCAACGCACCUCAAAUUUCUGUUCCUAACGAGCCUUAUACAUCUUAUGUGACGCACAUUCUGCAUCUUGACGGACCCGGCACACCACAUGUGGAUCGAGAACGCCUUAGUGAGAUGGGUAUUGAGUGCUUACGGUUGUAUGGACGCAAGGUGGUGAACGAUGAGGGGUCUGUAGUAGGAAUGAAAUAUGACCCUGUUGGGCUUGUGCAGGCCUUGGAGAUUGUAUUGGGCAAGAAAGGGGACGCAAUGGUACGGGUUGGGCUAAGUGGUGAAAGAAGUAGGAGGAAUACUAUGGAGGCGAUAGGAAGAAAGUAA